Messenger RNA from Mercenaria mercenaria, 18462 nucleotides. RefSeq lists its product as uncharacterized. Bases 168 to 6071 code for a protein of 1967 amino acids. The transcript has 3 exons. Lineage: Eukaryota; Metazoa; Mollusca; Bivalvia; Venerida; Veneridae. The record is from RefSeq and is a predicted model, not a curated record.
UCGCCGCUAGAUGUCGUUUCGCGCCAGUAUAAUCAGUAAUGGUGGACGUUUGUGGUUCGGAAUUUUGACAUAUAAAUUACUGAGUUAACUUCGGUGUUUUCUGUGUCUACUAGAAAAGACAUUGGAUGAAUUUAACUACGAAAUGGUCCUAGAAGAUAGCAGUAAAGAUGUCGAUGUGUGACAGAUGCGGAAAGGUGUUCCAGCGUCGCCUGCAUGUAGCCCAGCACAGACGCACUCACAGUGAAUACAGACCUUACAAGUGUCAAUUUGGACAUUGUCUACAGUCAUUCCCAAUCCUGAGUCAACUACAGAUACAUCAACGAAUUCACAUAGAUCAUAGACGCUACCAUUGUCGAGUUUGUCGAGUGAGAUUUCUCAGGCAGAGUCAUCUAGACCAUCAUAAGUGCCAGCCCCACCGCCGUCGGGUACACAAGUGCCAUGUUUGUUCAGCCACCUUUCUGCGUAUUAUUUCCCUAGCAAAUCACAUAUAUGAACAACACUCUAAAAUUAUUAAGUCAAGACGCUUGCAGUGUCAGCAGUUUUUGAAAGGAAAGCACAAGAAGUCAAAAUAUAAGGCAUCGGAUGUUGAAAAUGGUGAUGAUUCUAAAAUUCUCCUCAAGAUUACUCUUGGGAAAAGUAUGACUAUUAUAUCUCCGUCUAAAAAGUCUCCAAAUACUCGUGAAAGUAAAAAGAAACUGCCAAAGAAAAAAUCUAAAAAGAAACGUAGGAAAGAUGAUAAAAAGCAAGGAAAGAAAGGGAUAAUUUUGUCAAUUAAAAAAGGUAUGGUGAACGUAAAGGAUAAAAGAAACGGUGAGAGUAAAUCAAAGCAAACAGAAAAAAUUAAUGGGCUGAAUACAGAAUAUAAACUUGGAGAACAGAAAAGUGAGUUGAAGUUGACUAUAAAAGCUUGUCCUGAUCUUACUGUGAGUCCUAGUAAAGGAGAGACUUACAAAGUACUUGAGAAAAGUGACAGUAGAUCAAGUCUUAAACUCGAGAAGAGAACAUCAAAUGGAACUGACAUUGAUACCAUGGAAAGUUUGGGUAUUGGUGACCAGAGUCCACAUAUUCAAAAAGACCUUGGUGAAUCAAAAGUAAGAAAUGGUAUUGUAAUAACUAAAGAUAAAACUGGUAAAUUCCUAGCAGAGCAGCUUCCGGCUGUGAAACCAAAGAAGAGAGAUAACGUGUUCGAAAGCUUAAAUGAUGUUGGAAUAUGGAAAGUACUAGCAAGUCCUCGAGACAGACCAAAUGACAUUCUAAAGCUGAAAUUGUCUCCCCAAAAACCUGCCAGAAUAGAGUCCACUUUAGAAGAAGCUUGUGCAUACAAUGCAUCGAAAUACUUGGAUAUCCCAGUUAACAGUUUGAAAGUGAAGGGGGAAGCUUCUGGUGAAGAUUCGGAUAUACUUGAAUUGUUACCAACAUAUGACAAAGAAAGUGAUGGAGGAAUGAACAAUGUCAAUGAUUCUGGAAUUGAAGUAUUAAGUAGCUCAUCGUGCAAUAGAAGUAAUGGUAACUCUGUAAGGUCUGUCGUCAUGGAAGAUAAUUCUCCAACAUAUUUCAAUACAGAGGACUCUCUUUUGUCUCUUGAUUCACCUCUAACAGAAGGUAUGAAUAGAGCAGAGCACAGUAUGUGUCAUAAAUGUGGUGGAAUUAUUAUGGAAACUAACAACAAUACACGAUCACCUGGAAAAUGUAGGUGUAACCCAUCAAAUCCUCAUUCUCCAUUUGAAAUGCCUAUUUCACCAGUUAAAUGUAACAUACUGUCACCAGAAGUGAGUGAUCAUAAUAAUAGUACUGUAAGUUCAGAGCAGCUUGCAAAUUCAAAACAGGAGUAUCACAAUGAAAAGUCAAAAGAUUGCAAAAUCAAAGAUGAUAGUGAUUGUCUGGAACAUGAAAAGAGUGAUGGUGAAGACAGCGAUAUAAUGAUAAUAACUUUUGGUAGAAACCAAAACAAUUCAGAGGAAGGAAAGAGUAGAUUGAAACUGAAAUUAAGACCAAAAGAUCAGUCAAAGUCAGAACAAAAAUCUGGGAUGGAGACCAUAGCCUCACCACAGAAAGGAAAGCGUAAUCAGUCAAUAUCACCACAUAAACCUGAAAAUCCAAAAUGUGCUGAAUUUAAAAAAUCAGAAAGUGCUAUAACUUACGCUGAAAAUAAAGCAGAUGAAAAAUCAGAUUUAGACAGUGACAGAAAGAAACAAGGUUACAAAGUUGAAAACUCUUAUCAAGCUAAAAGUUAUGAUGAUAAUGAGUCACUGAAUGAGGAAAGUAGACAAGAAGAAGCUUGUGUGAAAAAUGAUGACAUGGUUGAAACAGCUGGGGCUCCUGUUGUUGUUGUAAUAGAUAAAGACGAUACUAGAAGUUUCGCAUCAGACAAGUGUGCCACGUCUACGCCUUGUCAAAAUGAAUCUAACAAACAAAUUAGGAAGAAGCCAUUAUUUAAAAGCAAGAAAUCAGCCAUUAAAGAUAUCACAAAUUCUUCAUCCUCAUUAACAACCAAGGAAACUUCGCAGCAGUCUAAUGAAAGCUUAUGUGCUACAAAUGAUGACAAGACUUUACAGAAUAAAAAGCCAUUGUUUAAGAAAAGAGCUUUAUCAGCAGAUGGAAAAUCUGAACCGAUUCCAAAGAAACCUUGCUUCAAAACACAGAUGUCUGUUCCUAGCAUAAGUACAGCUGAAAAUAUGCUUACUGAUACAGUUGACAGUUCAGAAAGUAUUGUUAAGCAAAGUUGUAGUGCUAAUACACUAGAUAAUAAGUCAGAACUUAGUGAGAUAGAUUUAGAAAUGCCAUUGAAGGUUGAAAAAAGCAAUAUUGUGAAAGAAGCAGUGAUUUUACCCAGUAAAACCUCUGUCAGUAAAUUAUGUACAAUUGGUCUUGAUGAAGAGGACAGUUUGCAGGACCUUUCAGGAGACAUAAUUGAUGAUGACGUGAAGGUUUGCUCACCUGUGAAAAAAUCUCAGAAACCUGCAUUGUCAUUUGAUUUGUAUCAACAGCAGUUUUUGUCCUUCAUUUCUAACACUUUGAGUUCAAACAAGUCAGAAGAGAAAAAGGAUGCUGAAAAACAGACAGUAUCAGAGAAGAAUGAGAAACACAUUGAAAAUGCUAAAGAGUCUGAUAGUAAUGAAAAUGAGAAAAUAGAUAACAGAAAUGAUGAGAUGGCAAGUAAAGCAAACAAAAAUGAUAAUAAUGAGAUAAAGAUCAGCUUAGGGACUGAUGACGAAGUACAAUCCAGGUCAAAUAUUGAAGGGGAUGCAGAGAUACUGAAGAGCAAUAAAAUUGGCAAAAAGUUGGGAAAGAAACUUCGCAGUCAGUCAAAGAGUUUGUCAGAAAAGAAAUCUUCUGUUAAAACUGGUGAUAAAUUAGGGCAAAAUACUGAACUUGAAUGUAAUAAAGAUGUAAAUAUACCUGAAAUUGAAAAGAAAAGUAAAGUAGAGAAAUCUGACAGUUUGUCGUGGCUAACAAUUUUUAGUGAUGGUGCUACUAAAGAAAACCGUCGGGAAAACGAAAGCGAGAAUGCAGAAGAUGUUAUGAAUGACUUAAGUGAGAACUUAGCAGAGAUAAAUAAAAAGAUUGAUGUAUCAAAAGAUGAGGACACAAAUUCACUUGAUGUAGAUGAUGUAUUUCAGUUGGAAAAUUUAUCUAGUCUUCAACCAAAACAUGAGAUUAAUUUUAGUAUGUCACAGACUAAAAAGUGUGCAAAGGAGAAACCUGUAAAAUGUGAGAAAAUGGGACAUGACCCUACGUACAGAAGGAGGCAGACUGCAAAGCGAACUGUAGGAAAAUUUAAAUCAGAAAAGAGAAAAAUUGGAAGUGACUAUGAAUAUUCAGAUGAAAGUUCUGAUGCAGAAACUAUUGAUUUGUUAAGUAGCCAUCCAGGUUCUGAUCCAGAUUUCAAUCCUUUUGCGGAUUCAGAUGAGGACUUUGAAAACGCUCCAAGAAAAAGGCGUGAAUCUAGGACUUGUGUACGUGUGAAAAAGAGAACAUUAAAUGGUAGCGAAAGUUCAGAUAGUGAUAAUGAAAGUAAAUGUAGUGAGACUGAUAAACUUGAUUCUGAAUCUCAAAGUUCAAGAAGUAGAAGGACUAAAAAGGGUAGAAAGAGUUCUUGUCCCUGUUGCUUAGGUUCGCCAAGGAAAAGUUUCAGAGGUCAUGGUGGAGAUCAACACUCUGUUUCUCGUAACGAUGCUUAUAAAUUGCCAAGAAGGCAUAAACAGUUUGUAAGAAGCACCCUUAAAUUACUUCGGUUGCAGGAGAAAAUUCACACAUUGUUUCUGACUCUCUUCCCAGAAUGUGCUGAAAUGAUAACUCAUUCAAACAUUGGGACUGAGGAUUUUGAAUCACUUAUUGAUGAUGUACUCAAUGGUUUGGAAGAUAAACCCGAGAUACCAUUCAGUUCGAUAUCACAUUCAGUAAAUUUCUUGAAAAAAGAUGUUGAGAAUCAGUUUGAGUCAUGUCCUGCAAGUAACAUAGAAAUGCCUUUUACAGCUUCAGGGUCAGCAACAAGAACUAGUGAGAUAGACCUUAUUAAUGCAAGUGGGGAUGAUAGAAGCCCUACUGAGGCAUGUCUUGUUCAAACAGUCAAACAUAAGUCACAAAUAACUGUUGAUCUCGGUAAAAGUUCAGAGCACACAGAAGAUAAGUACGAAAUUAACACUGCUGGGAAGGAAAUUGAUGCAGGGAUUUCAUGGCAGCAAUCUUCACUUUUCAAUCAAACUUCAUUGGCGGCUUCUACUUCAAGUAGCACUAGUUUAAAGUUUGAAAAUAACACACUGAAUGACUAUGAUGAGCCUAUGGAAGAAAGUGUUUAUGAAAGUGUAAUUUCUCAUCCAUCAGCUGUUUCUGAAUCAUCUUUGGUCUAUACUCAGGAAUCUAUCACUGCACAGGUAGCAUCUGCUCAUUAUAGUACCCAGAGUGAAAUAGACAUGAUAAAUGUUAAUCCUGUUGUGCAUCUUGAUGUUUUAGAUCAUGCAGAGCCAUUUGAUAAUGUGGAAUAUUAUGGUCCUGAAGUGGACUCAGAUCCAGGUGUUCAAAGUGAAAUCACAAUUACUCUAGAUCUCAAUGCAGCAAGAGUGUCAUUGUGCCGAAGUCCUAGUUACUGUUUACAGAAGCUUCAUAAUCAGAUAAUUAAACUGACUAAAUUUUUCUAUCCAAAAUUAGAGUUCAAAAACUAUUUUUACAAGAAUAUUGAUAAUUUAGAAUUCUUGUUAGAUUUAAUGCUUGAAGCAAACUCUCAAGACAAUCCUGCAGAUAGAGAAUCUGAAAAUGAAAUGCUGGAAGAAGAGAUCUCAGACAAAUGGCAUCAUGUACCUUUAAAUGAAAUAAAUGUUAUUCAAGCACCAAUAAUAAAGGAAGAUGAUACAGUAAAAGUGAACUUCUUGGGGAUGAAAAAUGAAAUAAAAGCUGAAGAAAGGGAACCGCUUAUUGUCAAGUGUUCAGAUUUGUUUGAGCAAGAAAUCAAGUCCCAACGGGAGUCUUUAAUGAAAGAUGUCUUUAGUCUUGAGGAAGAUAAAACUAAAGAGACAUGGAAAAGUGCAGAAGAAGUUUUAAAUAGUAUCAGCUCAUUGAAAAAGAUGGCAAGACAGACUGAAAAUGCUCAGCGAACAAGGCGGCCAAGAGAUUGUCGGCUGCGAAAGAGAAGUGCUGAUGAAAAAAGAACGUUGUUUGUGCAGGAAAAGUUGCAAAAUAGUCAGAAUUCUACGUUUGUGUGUGAUACAAAAGCCAGAUCUGGGAAGAGAGGAAGGCCUGGUAGGAAACCAUCACGGCCAGAAAACUCUAAAAAGCGUUUUCUCUCUGAACUAAAUCUUAGUGACAAACUAGUCAGUGAAGGAAUAGAAAACAAACUUGUUGAAAACACUAGUGAAAAAACUAAUGGUCAUGUUUUAGCAAUAGAUAAACAAAGGGAAACUAGAAAUAAAAGUGAAGAUAAUUUAUCAAAUAAAUCUGAAAAAGUGGCACUUACUGAACAAAGUUUGGAGAAAAGUUUGAAAGAUAGGUCUGAAGCAGUGGACUCUACGGAUGAUACGGACAGUUCUAUAAAGGCAGGCGUCAAGAACAUCUUUGAACUGAUGCAGCCCUCUUGAAAAUUGCAGAUGUAUUUAUUUUUAUGACAUGAUCAUGUUGUAAAUGAAAUGUUGUUAAAUAGUUGGGAAAAACAAAAGUAAUAUUAAUUGAUGUGAUUGUGGCACUGAAAAAAAAUGUUGAAUGAAUGCUGCGAAUGUAAGAACAAUUUCUUUAAUUUUUGAAUUUUGAAACAAAUGCUUUUGAUACUAAUUCUGAAAAUCUUUUUAGUUUUGCUUAAAAUAAUCAUGUUUGCUCAGUUGAUUGAUUGGUAUUAAUUGUUUUCAAUUUUAGUUCUCAGACCAUUUUUCAGGUAUUUUCUGUAACAGUAUCAAAGAGAAAAUAUUUCAGCAUUUUUUUUUUUUUUUUUUAUUUAAUUGAAUUGGAAACCUCUUAAAUAAGAGGGGAGCAAUAUUGAGCUUGAAUGUCUGUUUGUAUCCCGCACAUUACUGCAUUACCAGCUGAUCUUUUUUUGCCGGACAUAGCUUGGUGAGUUUACGUUGUAAAUUGUAAAAGCCGCCCACCCUUUACUGUAUUAGUUCUGCAUGUAAUGAUACAUGUAUUUUCAUUGCUUAGUUGUAUUUUUUUUGUUAAUAAAUGGCACUAAUAAUUAAAAAGUUAUAUUUAACACUGUGAUUGUAACUGUUACAGUCUGUUAAGUUUUUGUUGUUUUUUUAGCUCACCUGUCACAAAGUGACAAGGUGAGCUUUUGUGAUCGCGCGGUGUCCGUCGUCCGUGUGUGCGUCCCUAAACUUUUGCUUGUGACCACUAUAGAGGUCACAUUUUUCAUGGGAUCAUUAUGAAAGUUGGUCAGAAUGUUCAUCUUGAUGAUAUCUAGAUCAAGUUCGAAACUGGGUCACAUGCCAUCAAAAACUAGGUCAGUAGGUCUAAAAAUAGAAAAACCUUGUGACCUCUCUAGAGGCCAUAUGUUUCAUGAGAUCUGCAUGAAAAUUGGUCAGAAUGUUCAUCUUGAUGAUAUCUAGGCCAAGUUCGAAACUGGGUCACGUGCGGUCAAAAACUAGGUCAGUAGGUCUAAAAAUAGAAAUACCUUGUGACCUCUCUAGAGGCCAUAUAUUUCACAAGAUCUUCAUGAAAGUUGGUCAGAACGUUCACCUUGAUGAUAUCUAGGUCAAGUUCGAAACUGGGUCACGUGCCUUCAAAAACUAGGUCAGUAGGUCAAAUAAUAGAAAAACCUUGUGACCUCUCUAAAGGCCAUAUUUUUCAAUGGAUCUGUAUGAAAGUUGGUCUGAAUGUUCAUCUUGAUGAUAUCUAGAUCAGUUUCGAAACUGGGUCACGUGCGAUCAAAAACUAGGUCAGUAGGUCUAAAACUAGAAAAACCUUGUGACCUCCUGAUGCCAUAUGUUUCAUGAGAUCUGCAUGAAAAUUGGUCAGAAUGGUCUUUCUUGAUGAUAUCUAGGUCAAGUUCGACAAUGCACAUGCCGUCAAAAACUAGGUCAGUAGGUCAUAUAAUAGAAAAACCUUAUGACCUCUCUAGAGGCCAUAUUUUUCAUGGGAUCUGUAUGAAAGUUGGUCUGAAUGUUCAUCUUGAUGAUAUCUAGGUCAAGUUUGAAAGUGGGUCAUGUGCCAUCAAAAACUAAGUCAGUAGGUCAAAUAAUAGAAAAACCUUGUGACCUCUCUAAAGGCCAUAUUUUUCAAUGAAUCUUCAUGAAAAUUGAUCUGAAUGUUCACCUUGAUGAAAUCUAGGUCAGUUUCGAAACUGGGUCACGUGCGGUCAAAAACUAGGCCAGUAGUUAUAAAAAUAGAAAAACCUUGUGACCUCUCUAGAGGCCAUAUUUUUCAUGAGAUCUUCAUGAAAAUUAGUGAGAAUUUUCACCUUGAUGAUAUCUAGAUAAAGUUCAAAACAGGGUCACAUACCUUCGAAAACUAGGUCAAAUAAAAGAAAAACCUUGUGACCUCUAUAGAGACCAUAUUUUUCAAUGGAUCUUCAUGAAAAUUGGUCAGAAUUUUUAUCUUGAUAAUAUCUAGGUCAAGUUCAAAACUGGGUCACAUGAGCUCAAAAACUAGGUCACUAUAUCAAAUAAUAGAAAAAACGACUUCAUACUCAAAACUGGGUCAUGUGGGAAGAGAUGAGCGAUUCAGGACCAUCAUGGUCCUCUUGUUUUUUAAAGUAAGGAGAAAUGAUCUUGUGAUUCUUUUAGAGAACAAGUUUGUUUUGUAUGAUCUACUUCCAGUUUGUAUUUAAAACAAGUGUUCACAACAUUAUUGUGUUAGUGUAAUCCCCUGUAGCAGUCAGUGUGUUAAAAAAAUAUAUUUAUUGGACUUAAUUAUCAUGGAUUUUAUAUGAUGGGAGUAUGUUAAUACAUGUAUUUGGUCAUGUGUAAAGCAUCUCCAGCAGGGUUUUACCAGUCUGCAGUUAGUCUGGCAUUUAGCUUGAUAGUAUGACAGCAUGUUUUAUAAAAUGAAAAGUGUCAUUUUGCAUAAAAUGUUAUUGUAAUUUCAGAGCUUCAGAUAAGAUUUUGGGUGCAUGGGUAUUUUACCCCCAACUUAUUUUUCUUCAUAUUGUAUUUCAAAAUGCAGCUUUCUCAGUUCUUUUAAGGGUGUCCCUGUAUUUCAUUAUUACUUAAUUAAUCUUUAGCUGCUAAUGACUGCAACAGCUCCCCACAAGUGAUGACUACUUCGCAGCUUUUGCCUUUUCAAAUACAUUUUGUUAAUUUUCAUGUUGCAUUCUGGUUUUUGUUUGUGGCUUGUACGACUAUCAACCAAUGGUGCAUUUAACAAAAUGCAUGAUACUUCUGUCAUAUCAUCCCUUGUUAUAUAUUUUAGAAUAGUUGAUGCAGAAGUUACAGAAGAAGCUGUUAAUUUAUGAAACCUUUCUUUUUAGUUUUGAAGUUGAUCCCAUGUUUAUGAUUUACUAGACUAGAUAAAAGAUGUGCUUGAUUUUAAAAAAACCCAACAUAGUAUGCACUUUAAUCGAGUCAAGUACAGAUCCCAUUAAGUGCAUACUAGUAUGCACUAGUUAGAUUUUCAGUUUGUCUUUUUUAGCAUAUUUCAAAACACAAAUAUGCAUAUUAUCUGUAGCCCUGGUUAUUUAAAAGCAGUAUGAAACAAAACAUUGUGGCAUUAAACAGAUCACAAUAAGGAAAAUAUUUAGGAUGAAAUAUGAUGAACAAACAAGUGUUAAACUUGACAACAUCAAAUUUUGCUUUUGUCUCAUUUUCGUAGAUUAGUGUUCGACUGGAACCCUGUUGGGGUUCCUUACAAUUUAAAUCAAGCUGUCACCUGUGUUUCCCCGUGUAGCAAAUAAAUUGAAUUUGACUUGAUUCCUGAUCGAUUUACCACAUUGUUAUUGAUAAAGCCAGAUCUAUGAAAAACAGUAUGUUUCCUGGUUAUAAAAUCCUGAAUAUUUUGUGAUAAAUAUAUUUUCUGGUACCUUGUUUGGUGACUAGAUAUUUGUUUAAUGACAUUUGAUUGAAACACUUACUGAUUGGCACCAAUAACAGCUGGCUAUCACAGUUGCUUGUAACAUCAACCCAGCUGAUGAUGAAAAUAUGAAAUCCAUGAAAAUAAGUCAAUCUGUAAAUACUUGACCAUUUAUAUUUUAUGGUGUAAAUAGUGAUAGUAUGUAUUUUAGAUUGUAUUGCAAAUUUUAUUACAUUCAUCUAAAACUUGAAGAUCUCCGCUUCAUACUUGCAUAUAAUGUUAUCAUUUUUAAAAAAUCAUAAGGUAUAGAAGAUAUGGUCCAAACAGUUUUUUCUACUUUUACUCUAUAAGUGCUAAGAUUUCAUAUUUGUUAGGAGGGAUAUGUACCAAGUUUAAUUGAGCUUUUUUUUAUGCUGUUUUUUUACUUUUACAUGCAAAUUGUAUUAAUUUGGAAAGUGAAAAAGUUCUGAAGUUUAGAUUUGCUAAGCCUUUUCAUAUUUUUAUUAACUCUGGGGAAAUAGUUUCGAUUAAGUUAUUUGCUUCUUGCAGUUUUAUACAGAUGAAUUCAUUACAUGUAUAUUCAGAAACUGUAAUGAAUUUACCAAUAUUGUUGGUCAUUUUCUAUAAAAAUGAGGCAGUGACAAGUUUCUGGCAGGUCUUUUUCCAGUUUCAGAAAUAGCAUAAUAAGAGGUUAUGAUUUCAUAUGUGUAGUGAUAUAUGAUAUAUAACAAUUUCAUAAACUGCUGCGUAAAUUGUCCCAAAAAUUUGCAUUUAAUUUUUCGCUGCAGGUAAAUCUAUACAUUUAAAUGUGUAAGUCAUGUUUUUACAGGUACUGUUGAAUUAGUAAAACUAGCUUGCAAUAUUACGAUUUUUAGCUCUUCAGAAUCUGAUGCUUAUUUAAAGGUAUGUAAGAUCCAAAUUGAUAUUUAAAACUAUGAACAGUUACUUCAUAGUAUCUAUAUAUACAUAAAAUUAACAUAUUCUAGUUUAGAAACAACACUGUGAGUUUGGUUUAAAAUAGUACACACCUAAAACAAGUAUAGCUAAGCACAAUGUUAAUGUGUACUAAACAUACGACUGUUUCAGUGGAAGAUUGCAUUGGAUGUCUUAAAAAUAUAUAAGGAAAUUUUACACCUGUGCAAAUAUGAAAUUGCAACCUCUGUAUUUAUUAUUAAAGUCAAACCUAUAUUAAAUAGCCAGACAAGGGAGUGACACAGUCUGGAUGCUUACGGUAGUUGGAUGUUUAAGACAAGUUAGAAUUAGAACAAAAGGUUGAUUUUGGAAUUGAGCUAACUAGCUACUUUAGGCAAAUGGCUGCUUAAUAUAGUUGGCAACUGAGGCUGGUUCAACUGCAAUAAUUCAUAAGCCAAAAAAUAAUUAAAUUUCUCCAUGUAUUAAAAUGAAAAUAAACCAAAAAGUGUCUAUUGCUUUAAUAUAACAAUAAUUUUCUCUCUGUGAAACAGUGCUUGAAUAGAUUUACUGUUUUUCAAAGUUUCUUCACAUGUUUCAAGAGCAUACAUUCUAUAAACUCAGAUCAUGACUAGAAAAAUUAAAAUCCACUUGUUUUCUAGUGUUUGGAAAUUAACACAAAAAUUUUUGUUUAGUUUGAAAAAUCUCGAAGUCUUUCAUCAAGAUGAGAAGUACAUAAUUAUGUGGUUGAGUGUUUUAAAGUCCAACUUAAAGGAAACAAAUAAAGUGUAAUGUUGUUGUUGUUAAAAAACACCUGCAAGUCAUUUGUUAUAAUUAUGUUGUCUGCUACAAAAAAAAGUAUGAUUUUGUUUUAAAGAAACAUGUAUAGAAAGUCUCUUCUGUGGUUUUAUUCAAGUAGGAAUUGCAAAUUCUCUUUCUUAGUACAAUAUAGUUUUAUAUGUACGGAAUUUGAAUACAGUGUAGUGUCAUGUACUUUACUGGAAUACAAUAGGGUUGUUAUAACAGUACCUUCAUCUGCACAGUUCUAUUCAGCUCGAGUUGCUAGGUCUGGAUUUCUUGAGGUGCUUGCAUCAAGUGAUCCGGUCAAGCAAAAUCAUUGAGAGCCAAUUGCAUCAUUGCAGAUCUCAAGUUACUGCUUUGAUAACCCUUUUAUCAUAUAUAUAUAUACCUACUUCUGGUGUUAUAUAGGCCAAAAUUGACUAUGAUAUUAGACAAAUAAGGCUGAAAACAAAACUAGUCCAUCAUUAUACCACUUCUGACAUCAUAUUUGACAUCACAACUAAAGCAAAUAGUCCCACCAAUGAAAAAUUUCACGUAUCAGAUGAGUUGAAUACAGUAGGGUAAUUAUAAUAGUAGCUUGGUCUCAUAUGCUCAAGUGGAUUUUGCCAGAUCGAAUUUCACGAGGCGCCCAAGUGCUGAGUGUGAUCUGUCCAUGCAAAAUCCAUGAGAGCCGAAUACAAAAUCCCAGAUCUAGCUACUGUUGUAAUUACCAUUUUAUUAUACACUUCCAUUUAGCUCACCUAAGCCAAAGUCUCAUGGUGAGCUUUUGUGACCGCUCAAUGUCCGUCGUCCGUUGUGUGUCCAUCAACAUUUUCUAAAAAAAAUCUUCUUGAAAACCACUGGGCAGAAUUACAACAAACUUCACAGGAAUGAUCAUUGGGAGGUCCCCUUUCAAAAUUGUUCAAAGAAUUUAAUUCCAUGCAGAACUCUGGUUGCCAUAGCAACUGAAAGGAAAAACUUUAAAAAUCUUCUUGUCCAAAGCCGCAAGUCAUAGAGCCUUGAUAUUUGGCAUGUGACAUCAUCUGAUGGUCCUCUAUCAAUUAAGCCCCUGGGGUGAAAAGAGGCCCCGCCCUGGGGGUCACAAGUUUUACAUAGACUUAUAUAGUAGAAAACUUUAAAAAUCUUCUUGUCUAAAACCACAUGACCUAGGCCUUUGAUAUUUUGUAAGUAGCAUUGCCUUGUGGUCCUCUGCCAAAAUUGUUCAAAUUAUGCCCCUGGGAUGAAAAGAGGCCCCGCCCCGGGGGUCACAAGUUUACAUAGACUUAUAUAGGGAAAAAAAAUAAAGAUCUUCUUGUCUGAAAGUUCAAGGCCUAGGCAUUUGAUAUUUGGUAUGUAACAUUGCUUGGUUGAUCUCUAACAAGUUCAUUCAAAUUAUGCCCCUAGGAUGAAAAGAGGCUCUGCCCUGGUUGUCACUUGUUAAAAUUAUGAGUUGUAUAGGAAAAAUACUUAGAAAAUUAUCAGGUCGUAUUUCCUAGACUGUUAAAUUGUAAUUACCUGAUGACCCAAGCGAUUAGGGAUCACUUGACUGUGACCUUGACCUACUGACCUACUUUCUUGUUUUUUAAGAUACAGCCUUGAAAUAUGGAUGACAUGUACAGUUUUGCACACCAAUGUUAAAACUGUAUUUCAGUGACCAUGAAUGUGACCUACUUUCUAAUAUUUUAGCAUCAGUUUGCCAUUUGAAACAAGUGGCUCAUAUUACUGAGGUGAGCGAUUCAGGGUCAUCAUGACCCUCUUGUUUUGUUUGUUGUUUUGUUAUCGAAUGAAAUCUUAAAUGUUUGUAGAUGUUAAAAUAGAAAUGAGUAAAGUUUUGUGUGCACUAUUUAUAGAACUGUGUCAUGUUAUGCAUAUUUAAUAAAAGUAGCCUGGCAACAUACAAUACAAAAGGUACAAUAUGGAAAUUUUUCUGUUCAUAUUUACAAGCUGUAUUUUAUCAGAAUUUAUGCAGGUAUGUAAUAAAAUUGGUUAAUUAUAACAGUAGCUCGUUCUGGGAUGCUGUAUUCGGUUCACAUGGAUUUUUGCCAGAUCGGAUCUCUUGAGGCCCGCAAGCGCCAAAUGUGAUCCGACCUUGCAAAAUCCACGAGAGCCGAAUACAAAAUGCAAAAUCUGGCUACUGUCAAAUGACCUUUUUAUUAUAUACCUCCACCUUUUUGUUUGUUGUUCCGUUAUUGAACGAAAUCUUUAAUAUUUAUUGAUAUUAAAAUGAAACUAAGUGAACUUUUUAUGUGUACUAUUAAUAGAACUCUGUUAGGUCAUGCAUAUUAAGGAAAUUAGUCCAGCAGCAUACAAUACAAAAGGUACAAUAUGGAAUUUUUUCUGCCUGUUCAUAUUUCAUUGUGAAAUACAAGCCGAUUUUUUACAGAAUUUAUAUAGGUAUAUAAUACAGGGUUUUAUAUUCAUUUUUAGCUCGAUUAUACGAAGUGUAUGGAGAGCUAUCCUACUCACCCCGGCGUAUGCGUCGGCGUCUUUCCGAGUCCCUACCUUGCUUAAAGUUGUUUUACACUUUCUAUUUUUCCCCUUAUCUCUGUAAUUACUUGAUGGAUUUGUUUUAAACUUAAAAUAGUUAUUCCUCAUCAUCAAACACAUCAUAUGGCACAAGGGCCAUAACUUUCACACCAACAUUUCAGGAAUUAUCCCCCCUUUUUACUUAGAAUUUCAGGUUAAAGUUUUGAUGCACUUUCACUAUAUCUCAGUUAUUACUUAAUGGAUUUGAUUCAAACUUAAAAUAGUUGUUCCACCUUAUCACCCACAUCAUAUGACACAAGGUGCAUAACUCUGGCACCAAUUUUUCAUGAAUUAUGCCCCCUUUUACUUAGAACUAUGUAUCCCACCACAGAGUGGUGUGGGAGACGUAUUGAUUUACUCCAGUCUGUGUGUGUGUGUGUGUCUGUCACAAAGCUUGAUUGUAAGAGGCGACUAAUAGGGUCUUAACACUUGGUUUUGCAGUAACUCUGUGAUUCCAGCAGGUGUGCAAAUUUUGAUUCCAUACCUCAUGUUUUUUUUUCAAUGUAAAUGAGAUGUGGAACCAAAAUUUGUAGUCCUGUUUGGCGCCAUAUAACCUAUACUGUGUUAAAUAAAUAAAAAUAAUGUGACAAAGCUUGUCCGCACUCUAAGUCGAACAUUUCUCAUCCGAUUUUCACCAAACUUGAACAAAAUGUGUUUGACCAUAAGACCUCGGCCAAGUUCGAUAACUAGCCAGAUCGGUCCAGGCAUUUUGGAGUUACGGCCCUUGAAUUAUCGAAAAAUUGGCCUUUUUACUCAUGUCCGCACUCUUAAUCAAACAUUUCUCAUCUAAUCUUCACCAAACUUGAACAAAAUGUGUUUGACCAUGAGAUCUCGGCCAAGUUCAAUAACUAGCCAAAUCUGUCCAGGCUUUUUGGAGUUAUGGCCCUUGAAUUAUCGAAAAUUGGGCCUUUUUACUCUUGUCCGCACUCUAAGUCGAACAUUUGUCAUUCGAUCUUCACCAAACUUGAACAAAAUGUGUUUGACCAUGAGACCUCGGCCAAGUUCGAUAACUAGCCAAAUCGGUCCAGGCAUUUUAGAAUUACGGCCCUUGAAUUACCGAAAAAUCCGUCUGUUUACUCUUGUCCGCUCUCUAAGUCGAACAUUUCUCAUCCGAUCUUCACCAAACUUGAACAAAAUGUGUUUGGCCAUAAGACCUUACCCAAAUUCGAUAACAAGCCAAAUCCGCCCAGGCACUUUUGAUUUAUGGCCCUUGAAUUACUGAUUGGAUCCACUCAUCCAGACCAUCCAAUUGGAUCCACUCGUCUAAAACAUCUAGAGAAACUAACAUUUUUCAGAGGGGCAGUUGUGGGAGACAUGCGCUUUUCUCAAAAGCAUCUCUAGUUUAAGGUUAAAUUUGAUGCAUUUUCACUAUAUCUCAGUUAUUACGAAAUGGAUUUGAUUCAGACUUGAAGUAGUUGUUCCACAUCAUCACCCACAUCAUAUGACACAAGGUGCAUAACUCUUGCACCAAUAUGAUUAUGCCCCCUUUUUGCUUAUAAUACAAUUGAAAAUGGAAGAACAACUUCAAACUGGUUUUUAAUUUAUUUCCAACUAGUUUCGGCUUUCAAUGCCUUCAUCAGGGGUAUAAUGUUUACAAGCAAUAACGUUGAUGACGUCAUGUGGAACAAGACGUCAUAACAACGACGUCAAAAUGUGUGCAACAGCAUGGCGUAAUUUAACAUUCAAAAACAUUAUACAUAUUAUACAGAAAUGCACAAUGUAAAGGAUCUAUGAAGAUACAUUAUUUCCAGAGAAAAUGCAGAUAGCAAAAAGGAUAAUAAAAGUCUGGAAAAAACUUGAACAUUUAUAAUGCUUAUUACUGUAUUUUAUAUAUCAAAAGUAGUCUAUAGAAUUGACUGAUUAUACAGAGAAAAAUGUAAGAAAUGUAAAACAUAAAGAUUAAAAAUCUUAAAUUAAUUAUUAGUAUAAAUAUUUUAAGUUCAUUCCAUUUGGACAAACUGUGUCUAACUCAUGCAUCCAGUAAGUCUCCCUCAGAAGACGUUUCCAAUCACCAUUUAUGUGUUCUAUGGGCAUGAAUGAAAAGUCAUCAAUUGUGUGAAGGUUGGAAUUAAAAUGUUCAGAAACAUUAGUCAAAGAUUCUGGAUAAUGGUUGAUAUCAAAACGAUGACUAUUCAUGCGUUUAGAGCACAUCUAGUUGGUCUGUCCAACAUACUGAAAAUUACACCUUUUACAUGUGAUAACAUAAAUUACAUUUUUGGAACUGCAUGAAAGACUCUUUCUAAUACUGUAGUUUUUUUCAAAGUUGCAGAAGAUGUAAAAAAUUUAGAUUCAUUUAUAGUUGAACAAUGUGAGCAGCGAGCUCUAUUACAUUUAGAAAUUUGACCAUACCUACUAGGUCUUGUAAAAGAAGAAUGAACCAGAAUAUCAUUUAAACUAGUAGGUCUCUUGUAAGCAACAAUAGGCUUGAAUUUAGAAAGGUACUGAACACUUUGCCUAUUAGAAAGUUGUAAUAAAUUCCAGUACUUAUUCAAAACCUCCCCAAUGUUAGGUAGAGAUGGAUUGUAUGUACAUACAAAAGGAAUUAUGUUAUUGGAAGUGCCAUCUGUUUUACUACUAAUUAGUGCAUCAUCCAUAGACAUUGACUUUAUUUUAUCAAAACACUUAUCAAUUAUCGACAUGGGAUAAUUUCUUUUGAUAAAAAAAGUUUUUAAUUUCUCCAGUUCCUGUACAAAAGAAUUAUCCUCUGAGGUAAGACGUCUGUAACGCUUUGCCUGACUUAGAGGAAUACUCCUUUUACAAGCCAUAGGAUGAGAAGAAGAAAAUUCUACAUACUGGUGGCUAUUAGUUUGUUUUUCAUGAACUUUUGUACAAAUAAUACCGCCAUCAUUCUUAUAUAUCUCAACAUCCAAAAAGGUUACGGUUUCCCUAAAGAUGCUACUGGUAAACUUUAUGCUCGGAUGAUAACUAUUUAAAUUUUCUAUGAACGACUGAAGCUUAUCAAAACUGUGCUCCCAGAUAAAGAAAAUAUCAUCCAAAAAUCUAAACCAUAUGAGAGGUUUAUAUUGACAAGUUUGCUUAGAAAUAUACUUAUAUAGUGUUUUGAUACACAUUAUCUUUACCUCUCUUAUUACUAAAUAUUUUUGAUACAGACUCGAGCUAUACACAUAUUGUGCAAUAUCUUCCUCCACCAUUGGAGUCAUUAAAGACUCCAGUGACAGCUCCAGUUUUCUCAGAUGUACCCAGUUUUACUAUCCAGCAUCGAAUUAGUUGAGCAUGCUGUCUCCUGUGACAGCUCUUGUUAUGUAUAUAAUAAAGUGCAGUGUCAUAUGCACCAUAUUCAAAUACAGUGUUGAAGUGUGUAUUACUGUGAUAAAUGGGACUUGUUAAUGUUACUCACUUUGAAUAUGUUGUACAGUUUGUAUGGUAUCUUUCCUCACAAUGGCUUUAAAUGUGCAUGUAGCUCAGCUUUUAAUAAGCACUAUUUUAAAGUAGCAUAUGGAUUUACGCAUUUCAGAAUAGAUCACAAUGAUAUUUCCUGACGUUAUGUGUAUAGAUUUUGAUGUCAUGAUAGGGCUAGUACUAUGUGAUGUCACUGAAUUAAAAGCACGCUGUUUUCGUGAAAGAAAGAUGGGAAUAUCUAUCCCAGGCACAUGGUCAGACAAUUAGAUACUUUCCCCACAACGUAGGCAAGAAAAGUUUUUCCACCACUGGAGAAAACAUGGGAAAAUCCUGUCCAGCUUACACGAAUUACUUCCCCCUCAUUGAUUCAGGUUUAAAAGCCAACUUAAGAGUGUACAAUUCUUUUAUGUGAAGAAGCAAUCAAGCUCUCAGUGUGUCAGCCCAGGGGUACUGGCUCAUGCACAAAGUAUGGUUUUGAAGGGUGUCUGGGUCUUUUGCCUCAAGACUGUAUGAUGUUGGUGUGACUCAAAACUAAACAGAACAAACAUCUAUGUUCAUGACACAUAUGAAAUGGGGGAAAAUGAGCCAAGAAAAGCAGUAGAUGACUGUACCCCUUUUGAGGCUAUCACAGCUUUGUCUUAAAUUACCUACUAAGUUAAUAGGUAAUUAGUACUUUCUGUAUUUGUGUAGAUUUGCUGAACAGAACAGGAAAGUAGCACUUGAGCAUCAGAAAUCAUCCUCUAUAGUGUUCCAUUCUUUCUGUUUUAAUGUUUUCAUAGUACCUUAGAUGUUGAAAACAAAAAAGAAAAUGAAACAUUGAAUAGAAAGCUGAAAUAGUUCCACUUUUUGGAAACAUUUGUUUGGGACGUCUCAUUUUUUUCCCACUAAAAGUUUUUUUAAUUACAUUUAUAAAGCUUCUAAGGUUUUAAGGCUGUCUGAGAGAUUGUAUUCUCAUGUAAUCAUUAUCUUUUAAAAAUGAAAUGAAGAACAAGAAAAUCUUGCCAAAGUAAGAUUAAUGUAUUGGGGAAAAAAAUCAUUGUUGUUUAUUAUUUAUUAAAGAUUUAUAGAAACUGAUCAUUGUUUUUAUCUUGAGAAAUUAACUCAAAAUGCUGAAGCAAUCUAUUCAACAUGUAUUGAAAACUUUUCCCACAUCAUUGCUUGCAUAAAUAAGGGAAACAACUUAAGACGCCAUUGAGGACCAAUUUUGACUUCAUUGCUUCUCUUUGUUAACAUAUUCUUUGCUUUAUACUAUUUUGUCAGUGGCUAGGUAUUGUAUGCUUUUUAUUGUUAGGUUGAGAAGCAAGAAAAACUUGUAAAUUUUAGAACAUAAAUGUACAUGUAUUUGAUAUUCAUAUUGUUUUGUGUGACUCAUGUGAUCAUUGUUUAUAAGUCAUGACAAGUCAUCAACUUAAAAUUUUUAUGGAAAAAACAAAAAUAAAAUUAUUUCUGCCAUUGAAA